Eimeria mitis is the source of this 1632-nucleotide messenger RNA. RefSeq lists its product as uncharacterized. The record is from RefSeq and is a predicted model, not a curated record. NCBI's taxonomy places the organism in Eukaryota, Apicomplexa, Conoidasida, Eucoccidiorida, Eimeriidae.
AUGGGGUCUUAUCCUCACACCAAUUCUUUCGGUGGGGUGGGUACCUUUAAAUUCAUCGUUUUUGCCCUACUGAACCUUAGCUUCUUUUUCGCCUGCCUCCAGCCUGUCGUAGGAGAGGUCGUGGCCUCCUUAGAAGUCCCUCCUACAGCAGACGGGAAACCUUCUGCAGGUUUUCUGGUGGAUACAACUGCGGCCAGAGAUGAUGGACUCUCUUCCACAGCCGCGAACGCGGCAUCUUUGCCCCGUGCAGCCCCCGAAUCGGCAGCUGCGGUGGCAAAAGCAGUGUUAAGAGAAAGCCGCGGGCACAGACGUAUGUUUGCACCGGAUCCGAUUGUAGAGGAGGCCGUCACGGCGGUGGAGUACCGGUGCCCACACUGUUUUACGUACAGGAAGACGUUUUCGCAACUAGCAAUGGACCUCCGUAGUCGCUUUCAUUUCGCAGCACUGAACUGCGUGGAGGACGAAAAUACAAUGGAUAUUUGUGGCAACUUAGGUAUAUUCGCGUUGCCGUCCAUCAAACUAUUUGUGCCUCCCUCUCUCCACCUGCAACUGCCGGCCUCCGAGCAGCAGCCUAAGCAAGCCACACCACUUAAGGGAAACCUGCAUUUGGAGUUCCCUGGGAUGCAUGACGGAGGAGCGCUGGACUCGUUUGACGCAGCUCAGCCAGACAGUCUUGCUAUUCAUUCCCUUGCACUCCCCAGCGAUGACAUCUAUCUCGCCGUGCAAUAUGCGGCCCGAAAAACGCAGCAACAAAUCAGCAAGAACGAACUCAAGCUGACGUUGGGAGGAGACUUAGCCGCCUUCGAGCAUCUCCGCGGCGUUCCUUGCAGUGCGUACAGAUGGAAAUCCGAGCUUACGCUUUCACCCACGGCGACUGAUUCCUCUGUUCGUGAGCAAGAGGAGAAAGAAGACCAAGGGGCUGGAAGAAGCAGUUUCCGAAUGGGCGGUCGUGAGGCGACUUCAGGGGGUCCCGCUCGAGCGCGUCUAUACGACGGUAUUAGGGGCCUGCAAUUCAUUUUGGCGAGUUGGGUUGUUACGGAGAAGGAACACAUGAGCUUUGCUGAGGAAUUUGCCUUGGUGGAUUUGCUCGAAAUAAACUCGAUGCAAGCUCUGCCGGAGCGCCUUCCUUUGAGGCAGCCUGAAUCUCUCAAAGACGACAGUGCACGCUUCUCGGACCACCUUGAUCUGUACAGGGAAAUCGACAGCAAACUCUAUGCCACCAGUGGUCUAAGAACAGCGGACUGGCGUAAAUGGAUAGGGUCUGUGGCAUUCGGUGCCGAGGCGCUCCCGCUGCCGCCCCUGGAGGAGCCCAAGCUAAAGCACUGCACGACCAUCACAUGCAGCGUGUGGAUGUUGAUGCAUGUGCUAGCAGAGGGGGCUAAGAGGCUUUCCGUUAAGGUCAACGCACAUCCCAAGUGCGGCCGCGGUGAGCUCUUCUUCAAGAGGAAAGGACAGGCGCUGCCGAUUUACCUUCUGCAGCAGCAACAGGAGCAGCGAAGACCUGUCGACCUUGAUAAAGUCAUUGACACGGCAUCGUUGCCAACUGUGAGUCCUUCCCCUAUGCUCAUUUUAUCUGCAUUUGGAAAUGAAGCUUAUUCACCCUAUAAAGCAUACAGGACGCGCUUACCAUAA